Messenger RNA from Trichomycterus rosablanca, 1374 nucleotides. It is a transcript of the gene cdkn2d, whose product is annotated as cyclin-dependent kinase inhibitor 2D (p19, inhibits CDK4). Gene Ontology annotation, molecular function: protein binding. The record is from RefSeq and is a predicted model, not a curated record. Lineage: Eukaryota; Metazoa; Chordata; Actinopteri; Siluriformes; Trichomycteridae. The transcript has 3 exons. Gene Ontology annotation, cellular component: nucleus. Bases 184 to 696 code for a protein of 170 amino acids.
UUCCAAGCGCGCAAAUUAAAGGUACUGCGACAGAAGAGACGCUCGCUGGUUGUUUGUUUUGAUUUAUUUGAAUUCGGGUUGAAUGUAAACAUCAUAAAAGAGGAGAAAAGCCGCUGUAACGGUCGCCACCAGGAGUAAAAGCUGUAGAUAAGAAUUUAAAAGGACACUGAUUAUAGAAGAACAAUGGUGCUAAGUGAGAGCGACGCGGGGAAGAGUCUGAGUUCGGCGGCGGCUAAAGGAGACACGGCGGAGCUGCGCAGGCUGCUGGAGGAGAGCCGAGUACAUCCAGAUACCAGGAAUGAGUUCGGAAAAACCGCACUACAGGUUAUGAUGAUGGGUAACACCAAUGUGGCAUGCUUGCUCCUGGAGAACGGUGCUGACCCAAACAUUCAGGACCACUUUGGAAUCACACCAGCUCAUGAUGCUUCCCGAACCGGCUUCCUGGACACGCUUCGCGUUUUGGUGGACUAUGGUGCCUCUGUAAACAUUCCCGACCUGUCCGGCGCUUUGCCCAUUCAUAUCGCCAUUCGAGAAGGCUACAAAGAUGUGGUGGAGUUCCUGGCACCACGCUCGAAUCUCGGGCACCAGGACACGAGAGGUGACACAGCGCUAGACAUCGCAGAGGCAACAUGUACACCAGACGUGGUGGACCUGCUAAAGCGCCAGUUAGAGUCCUCCCUGGCGUUUCAGUCAUAGAAGCAUCAAUCAGACUUAAUGAUUCCAAUCGUAAAAUUGCAGAAGGGACUUGUACAGAACUAGCUUAUAUUACUACAUUGUUCAUUUUAGCUCGUUGCAUUGUUCAGUUGGAUCGUUAAUACAAGAUGAAGAAUGUAGCAGCGGUUUUGCACAGAGCAAACUGCAUACCAGAGUCGACAAAGAAGGAUGUGUAUCAUCACCGCUGACUCUAACGUUUGCUAUGCACAUUGUAAAACAAGCUCUAUUUUUCAUCAGCCGAAGUUACAUUUACAUUUACUGCACGGGUCUUUGUAGGAAACUUGAACUGUUAACCGUUUUACAAAAAAAAUCUGAUAUGUAAUAUGAAAUUACUGUUGCCUGGUCUUACCUAGUGAGAUUUUGCAGCGUGCACUGAUGAACUUGCAUGAUUUUUUUGUGUUUUUGUGAUAGUUUGUGUUUUUAAUGUGUGUAUGUAUUAUAAUUUAGCGUUUUAAUCUGUACAUAACAUUUUAUGAGAAUAAUGACUUAUUUAUUAAGAGAUUGUACAUAGAUUUAUGUUUACUGUGGGAUUUCUGAUGUUAUUUAUAAAGGAAUUCAUUCGUACCUCUAAAUGUCCUGACCCUGAAAUUGAAACUGAUCUAUUGCUAUUGUUAUUUCAUGAAUUCUUGAAACACAAUUAAAUUUCUAAACAUGUUGUAA